Messenger RNA from Tremella mesenterica DSM 1558, 1722 nucleotides. RefSeq lists its product as uncharacterized. The record is from RefSeq and is a predicted model, not a curated record. NCBI's taxonomy places the organism in Eukaryota, Fungi, Basidiomycota, Tremellomycetes, Tremellales, Tremellaceae. Gene Ontology annotation, cellular component: endoplasmic reticulum; Golgi apparatus. Gene Ontology annotation, biological process: protein targeting to membrane; peptidyl-L-cysteine S-palmitoylation. The coding region runs from base 1 to 1722 and encodes 573 amino acids. The transcript is spliced from 6 exons. Gene Ontology annotation, molecular function: protein-cysteine S-palmitoyltransferase activity.
AUGACAAAAUAUGAUGAAAUGACGAGAAGAAAGUCCAAGGUGGAGAGAUGUACAGAGGGAAUACCAGUGUUCAUGAGCUACGCCAUCCUCCUUCUCACUUGGUUUGCGUUCAACGUCGUCGUGUCAGCUCAUGAGACUCUCCUGCGGCGAGGUGAAUGGUGGCAUUUCAUCUUUCAGUUUAUAAUCUACAACACCCUGUUCACCCUCACCAUCCUCUCUCUUUACGCAGCUUCCCAUCGUUCUCCCGGUCAUCCUGACUACUCCCUGACUCCUCCCCAUCUACGUCAAGAAAUGUCGGAGAAAUCUGCCCAGCAUUCUUCAUCAAUUUUCGAACCUCCUCGAUCAGCUCCGAUCACAGAUCCUGAUGAUAUACCCCUUCGUUUCCUUCGCAAUUCCCAAUGGGUCCAAACGAGGGGUUUUAAAGAAAGACCAUCACCGCUCCCCAUGAAGACUUCUCACUCGCAUAUAUCCCCGGCACUCAUACAUAAUACGGAUGGAAGCAACCCGUCGGCAUUCCCACUCCCUAUGAGUCCAUUCGUGCCUUUAUCUCCCGCCGAUGCAGGACAGGAAGACGAAGACGUGACAGAGAAUGAUCUCUCUCCGAGAAUAGGGGAUGGCGGUUUGGAGAUGGAACCAAGGGGGCAGGGUAUGAAGAAGAAGAGUGACGGUAGACCAAGAAGAUAUUCCGCUUCGGAUGUCGGUCGAGUCAUGGAAGAGGGUACGGGGUUGAUGGCCAAGAGCUCUACGGGUGGACCCAGAUGGUGUAAGAAAUGUGAUGGUUGGAAACCUGAUAGAUGUCAUCAUUGUCGUUUUUGUGAUCGUUGUGUGUUGAAAAACAAACCCUUUGUGCUCUUCAUCAACUAUUCCACCCUCCUGGCCGCUUACGCAGCGAUAGAAUGUAUAAUAGCUACCUUCCGAUAUUUUGCCGAUCCGACUGUCUUCAUCGUCGACCCUUUAUUGAUAUCAAACGUCACCUGUACAACUCCCGAUUGCGUGCGUAGACCAACUGAGUCAGAAGUGGAUUUAAGUCCUGUAGUAAGUAUGUUGAUGGCUAUAAUGGGAGUGUUUUGUACUCUGGCAGUUGGUAGUUUAGCAGGUUAUCAUUGGCAUUUAAUGUCACGGAAUAAAACAACUUUAGAAGAUAUAACUCAUUCAUUCCCCACUGCUCUUCUUCCCGCUUUAUCCUUUCCUCCACAUUCAAACCACCUUGAUCAAUUUCAAAACCGUGUUACAACAAAUAUGUCUGGAUAUCAAGUUCCGAAAUGGAGAAGCGAGCAUAUAAUGACGCAAUCUGAACGUAGAAGAUUACGUCGAGAAGCUGGGAAAAUCAACGUGUAUGAUCUUGGUUGGAGGGAGAACAUAAAAUCGGUUUUCUUCCGAUCAGAUAAGAAAGUCACUUGGUGGGCGGUGGCCCGAGCUAUAUGGCCUUUUGCAAGGGUACAACCUAAAGACGGUGGUCAUUCAUUCGCAUACGAUCCAUUGAAACUUACUCGACUACGUCGACUAACCGCUGAAAUUCAUCUGGGACAAGUAGAGGAGGACGAUUUUGAUGAAGAUGAUGAUGAUGAUGAUGAAGAUUAUCAUCAUCGACAAACUCACGAUCCACAUGAUGAUGAAGAUGUAAUAGAAGGGAGUGAUUGGGGAAGUGUGAAAGAAAGAAAUGAAGAAGAAAUCAAUCUACUUUCACCUAAAGGAGGAAAAGUAGGAUGGUUUGAAGCUUGA